Molecule: messenger RNA, 1077 nt
Organism: Corylus avellana
Lineage: Eukaryota; Viridiplantae; Streptophyta; Magnoliopsida; Fagales; Betulaceae
Source: RefSeq, a predicted model, not a curated record
CAGAUCCACCCUUGGCCUUCAAAGUUCCAAAUGAAGUAAAUCAAUGAAAGAAAAAAACAUCCCUUCUGCAGGCAGUGGUUCCUAGAAAGUGGGAGAGGAAGAAAGAGAUGCAUGAUAUGUGGGUCUUCCUGAAGAAGAACGUUCAAUGUGCAAGUAAGGUGACUGAUGUGGUUAGCUGGCCCGGAAGGAGCUACAGUGCUAAAAAGGGUAACCUGGAUUGUGAGCUUGUUGUUCAUAGCUCUGCAACUCCACUCCGGGAGAUGAUUUUCAGGCAGAGCUACACACGAACAUUGCUUUGUGGGCUCAACACUGGAGACCCAUCAAGAAACAUUGUUGAGAUGAUCUUUCAAAGAGCGUCAAUGAACCCCUCAAAGCCAUUAAGAAAGAUCAAAACUGUCCUGAAGGUGAAGAACUCUGCAGAAAAUGUUGAAACGUUUGAAAAAUAUAGAGAAAAGGUGAAGAAGAAAGCCUACGAGCAAUACAAAAGACAUCCAAGAAGCACAGUAGAUGGGAACGAGCUGCUUCGAUUCUAUGGCACUACAAUAGUCUGUUGUAGAGGAAAGUCCAAUAGAGUCUCUGAACUCUGUAAAAAUCCCACUUGUGGAGUCUGCAGAAUAAUUCAAUCUAACUUUGACACAUAUUACACCAGAAGAAACGGGGUUCAAUUGAGCACAAGCAGUGAGGACUUGAUUGAGAACAUGAUUGUCACUACAGGGGAGGAGAAAGUAAAAAGGGCUGCCAUUGUUUGCAGGACAAUUGCUGGGAGCACAGUUAAUAUGGUGGAUGGGGGAUAUCAAGAUUUUGAUUCAGUUGGGAGUUCACAGUUUUCCAACUUAGAACGCUUGGUAGUGCUAAGUCCUAAUGCUGUACUUCCCUGUUUCGUUAUAGUAUUUGAUUGAUCUGGAUCUUUAUGUAUAUCUUUUCACAUCAAGUAAUGAUAACCAAGCUCAUAUUUUGAUCACAUAAAAAGAGAGAUUUAUAUAGCAUGGAAUUGAAUAAAAUGCCAUUAAUGUAACACUUUGCUGUAAAAUUAUUCAAGUGGCAAUGCAUCUGAUAAACACAACUGAUACCAUUAGU